ACCAGGGAAAUGAGUGGCCCACUGAAACAGUGGCUCUACAGACACCGAGACACACCCUACCCCAGCAGGGCAGAAAAAUUGGAACUCAGCUGUCAAUCAAACAUGACCUUGACCCAGGUCUCCAACUGGUUUGCUAAUGCGAGGUUCGUUCAUUCAUUGGUCAAUGUAUCUUACGUUGCUGAAUGUAUGUGCUUGCGUGCGUGUGUGUAUGUGAGUUUAUACAAUCAGUUUAAAUGUCUUUUAGUGUGA
Messenger RNA from Helobdella robusta, 249 nucleotides. RefSeq lists its product as hypothetical. Gene Ontology annotation, biological process: muscle organ development; regulation of transcription by RNA polymerase II; cell development. Gene Ontology annotation, cellular component: nucleus. The annotation marks the transcript as partial. The transcript has a single exon. NCBI's taxonomy places the organism in Eukaryota, Metazoa, Annelida, Clitellata, Rhynchobdellida, Glossiphoniidae. Gene Ontology annotation, molecular function: RNA polymerase II cis-regulatory region sequence-specific DNA binding; DNA-binding transcription factor activity, RNA polymerase II-specific. The record is from RefSeq and is a predicted model, not a curated record.